Messenger RNA from Macrosteles quadrilineatus (aster leafhopper), 2987 nucleotides. RefSeq names its product zinc finger and BTB domain-containing protein 24-like. The transcript is spliced from 6 exons. The record is from RefSeq and is a predicted model, not a curated record. The coding region runs from base 367 to 2034 and encodes 555 amino acids. Lineage: Eukaryota; Metazoa; Arthropoda; Insecta; Hemiptera; Cicadellidae. Gene Ontology annotation, biological process: regulation of DNA-templated transcription. Gene Ontology annotation, molecular function: DNA-binding transcription factor activity, RNA polymerase II-specific; RNA polymerase II cis-regulatory region sequence-specific DNA binding.
AACAUACAGUUUUUGCAUUGUACCUAGUAAAAGUGUUACUGUAUAAUUGACAAAUUAGUUGCUUGUAAAUGUUAUUGGCUAAAUUAUGAUGUUUGUCAUUUUAUUAUUUGAUAACCCCAAUCUUAAAUUCAAUUUGGUUAAAAAUGAUGGUAUUAGGCUUUGUUGAGCAGUGUUAAGUUAGAUGAGAACAAACUGACAUUUACCUACAAUUUCUGUGAUGAAAAUGCCUGUUUAGUGAUUUAACUCUGGCCUCUUCUAUGUGCCUUACUACAUAAAUCUAAAGUAUCAGCAACCUGUUUUAAUCUAAGUUUGGUUAAACAUUGAAGAAAAAGUAGGCGACUAACUAGAUUGCACCACUGCUCUACGAUGAUGGUGCCCUCUCAAUUUUUGAGCGUUGUCCUUGAGGAAGAUGAUGGAAAUGCGUCUGAUGAGGAUAGAAAUGCCUACAAUCAUCGUCCCGUUUGGCAAAACCAAUAUUCUGUUCAUAGCAAUAACACUAUCACUGAGAGCGAGAUGUGGAAUUUAACGAAGAACCUUCCUAAAGCAUUGCUUGCGGAAUGCACUGUAGAAAUUUCAAGAACACCUGCCACUCAAAGUGAAAAAAUUAGAAAACCGUGCUUCGAUGCAAAAGUGACACCGGUGUUCACCAGACCUGAGCCUCCUCCCCUUGUUCCUGUCAGGAUCAAUCCUGCAAUACAGCAGUUUUUACCUCCUCCUCCACAGUUGCUGCACAGAUCCGAAUGGCUGGAAGAGAGGAUGGAUAUACAAGAUCUUCUGUCAGGCGUAGAAGCUGUCUACUCCGACCAUGAAUCAGACGGGGAAACUGAAGAGGCAGCCUCUGUCAGUAUAUUCCCCAUUUCGGUAGCCAAGGUAGAAAAAACAAAGCCAGAAAGAGUAAAAAAGCAAGAUAUAAAUAAGUUUAGUUAUCCCUGCGAACAUUGUCCAAAUGUUUACUCCAACAGGGGCGCUCUCUGGCAACACUCUGUCGCAACUCAUUCAGUAGAGAAGACGUGCGAGUGUAAAAUCUGCGGAAGAAAGUUCUACCGCAACUGCAGUCUCGCGUUGCAUCUGAAGAGCCAUUCAGAGGAGGAGUAUUGCCAGUGUAAGGAGUGCGGAAAGUCUUUCAACCGACUUGCUAAUCUAGAGAGACACAUGAGAGUGCACGCAGAAGCCAAGACAUAUCCUUGUCCUCACUGUGACAAGAUAUUUAGAGACGAGACAAACCUACUUCGGCACACAGUGACACACAGCAUGCCACGGCAGUUCCAGUGCGACAUUUGCAACAAGGGAUUCAAGAGUCAAGAGAGUCUAGACGUGCAUCAACAGUCGAGUCAUGCAAACCACGACCCUACUCUAGCACUGGAGAAGCACCUGUGUAAGGUGUGUGGUGCCGGCUUCCCAGACAAGAACUCAUACAAGGCACACAUGGCGACCCACACGCAGACAGGAGAGAGACUCAGCUGCACACUGUGUGGAAUAGACUUUACGCAGAAGUCUUCUCUGUUGAGGCAUGUGAAGAGAAUGCACCAAGGCGAGGGCUGCGAUCCGUCUCUGUUGGAUGAGAAAGCCUCGAGUGUUGACUCUUCGGAGAGCGGAUCUGUACAAGAGGACGAGGACAUGGAAAACGAGUCGAAAACUGUGGAAAUCAGAAAAGUACUCGGAUCUCCGGUCAAGUCUGCUCAACCGAUCAAUAUCCAUGAAACUCCUCGUACAGCUAAAGUACAGAGUCUUGAGAUAAGCUUGGUGUCUGUGACGAAUAACAAUAUACCCAACAGUAAACCGAACGGAGUGUGCAACGGACGAGAAGAGCUCACUAUUACGAUGGAAGAAGUUGAGAACGGCGUGCAAAAUGAUGAAACUGAUUCUCAAGUAGAAAAUGAGGAACAAAACGAAGCAUCUGAUGUCGAUACUGACUGCAACGAAGAGUCAUCUCAAAAUGUUGACACAAAAUCUUCGAAAAUGGAAACGAAUGACCCUCUCUCAUCAGUCGACAUAAACACAAUGCAUACAUCGGCAUUGAAGCUGGAAUCUUAACUAAGGGUGGGAGAUAGAAUAGCUAAGCUUUUGAGGUUUUUCCUUCGUAGUAAAAGUUUAACAUUUUUAUACUAAGAAAAACACACUCAUGGCGAGAGCCAUGUAAAUUAAUCCACUUCAUUGCACAAGUCACUACUUGAAAGUCCUUGUUGGUAAACAUGUGGAAGUAAAAAGAGGCCUUACAGUAAGUUUAGUCUUAAGUAAGUAUUUAUAAUUUACAGACUUAUCAUGACAAACUAGAAGUAUAUGGAGCAGAUUUUAUUUUUAUCAUAUACUAUUGUGGUUUAUACAUAUUUAUUUAUUUAAAACAAUUUUAGCUCUAAGUUUUUUUACAGUAGUACACUACUACUGAUCUCCCUUCCCAAAAAUGUUUAGCCUAAUAUUUAUUUUUUAAUGAUAAUGAAGUUAAACUUGCCUUGAGAAACAAAUUGAAUGUGUGAUUUUUGUGCCUACUAUGGAUUCAUUAUUCACAAGUAUCAUAAUUUUGGAUGUUAUAUCAUUAUGGUUUGAUAAAAGAGCUGCAGUAUUGUCUAAAAAUCCAUUUUUAUCUUCAUUUUGAUAGAGGCCUAGCCAGUGGCGGGUCCAGAGGGGGGGCGAAGGGGGCGACCAUCCCAAAUUCGGGCAAAUAUUUUUUUACUACAUGUAAUGUCAAAAUUUUGCCGCGAUCUGCAAAGAUGAUGGUGAUGUUCCGUUACUGCGGGAGUUAUUCAGGGUUUUGCCGUGACCACGAGAGACAAUGACAAUGUCCACACGACCACAGGAAAUAAACAAAAUUUGGAGAUCCGCCACUGGGCCUAGCCCUAUUUUCUAUCUUGCAAGGAGAAAACAUAAAAUCCAGUUAUUGUAUGUUAUAAACGUAGACCAGUAUUACUUAUGUGUAUGUAAUUAAAUCAGCUUUAAUCUGCAUAAAAUGCAAUGUAAUUUAUACUUAAAACAUUUAGGCUUGAAUAAGA